AUGACUGUGGCUGAAAUUGUCUAUCAAGUCUGGCUGUUUGGAGAAGUUUUGUGCAAGCUAAGCGGUUACCUCCAAGGUAUCUACAUUGGUGCCAGUGUUUUGACCAUAGUGUGUAUGAGCAUUGACAGAUACUUUGCGAUUCGCUAUCCCAUGAUAAAUCGUCGGAUAUUUACAAUCGGCAAAGUGAAGAUUCUCAUUGGAUUCACGUGGCUUUUGGCAGCUGGUGUUAUGCUUCCGUUACCCAUAGUUCGUCAGCUCCAAGUCCACAAUAACAUUGCCGGGAUACCCGGCUUCCGGUUAGAAUACUGUACGGAAAGAUGGUUGCAUCAUCGAGACAGGCAGAUCUACGACAUUUUUCUUUUGGUGUUCAUCUAUAUUCUCCCAGGGUUCCUCAUCGCCUUCCUGUAUGCGCACAUGGGCUGCAAGUUGUGGAGACGCGACGAAAGUCUUCAGAGACAGAACUCGUGCAUGAACAACGAAAACAAGGUUUUGUUAGGAAGGCGACGAUUGGCUCUCAUCAUGACGAUUAUCUCCCUGUUGUUUGCCGUCUGCUGGCUUCCUUACUACAUCUUCGUAAUCUGCAUGGACUUCGACGGUCAGAUGUCACGCGAUCUAAUUACACUGUACCCGUUUGCCUUGCUUCUGGGUCAUACGAACUGCGCCCAGAAUCCCAUUCUGUACUGUUUUAUGCAUCGAGGAUUCAAAGUGUGUGUCGUGCGCAUAAUCAAGUGUCAGUGCAAAAAGCUACGUGGUCAAACAAGGGUGAGUAAUUUUGUGAUCUAUGCCGUGGGUAUGUCAACACCGGGCAUUGCCGAUCAGUGUCGAGAGGUUCCAGAUAAUGCCGAGUGCGAUUUCUCAGCCCCCAUAUCCGGUUAUCCGUUGAACGCAUCCACACUCCCUCAAAUUUAG
This is a messenger RNA of Gigantopelta aegis, 909 nucleotides long. Its product is annotated as gastrin/cholecystokinin type B receptor-like. Bases 1 to 909 code for a protein of 302 amino acids. Gene Ontology annotation, cellular component: membrane. Gene Ontology annotation, molecular function: G protein-coupled receptor activity; peptide binding. The transcript has 2 exons. The record is from RefSeq and is a predicted model, not a curated record. Lineage: Eukaryota; Metazoa; Mollusca; Gastropoda; Neomphalida; Peltospiridae. Gene Ontology annotation, biological process: G protein-coupled receptor signaling pathway.